AUGCUGAGGGAUGCUCCAGAGGAUGCUGAGAUGGGAGAGCUGCUGCAGCACCCUUUCCGAGGGGAAGACCGAAAAGGAACCGAAGCGAAACCCCGCGAGCCCAAGUUGGCAACGCCAGAGAUGGUGCUUGGCCCGGACUCGCACCCUCGGCGGCCGCGCGACCUCACAACCGCGGACAGGUGCGGUAAGUGCGGACGUCAAAUCCACCUGUCCAUUGAUCCUGGAGUGUUGAUUGACGGAGGAAGCGACGUGAGCGAGUGUCGCGAGCCCGCCUGGCGAUCGCCCAGCUCUCUGGAGGCAGACGACCUUCCACCGGGACAACCCAAGUUCAUGAUCACAGACAUCCUUGCCCAGCGAGGGCCGCCCACGCCCACAGAAGACCAAGGCGAGGGAGGAGGCGCGUCGGCUACGCCCACAGACUCCCUAAAACGCCUCAAUAUAAGAGUUGUAACACGUAGCCUAGGAUUCCGAACAAAUACUCCCGCGUCUAACUCCCCUCCCCCCCCUGUUGCAAGCCCACAAGCCCUGUUGCAUAACGACUCCUUCCUCUCGCCAGGCAACGACGCGGGACCCGCCGUCAAGAAGCAGCGGAAGGCGCGGACGGCGUUCACGGACCACCAGCUGCAGACGCUGGAGAAGAGCUUCGAGCGGCAGAAGUACCUGAGCGUGCAGGACCGCAUGGAGCUGGCGGCCAAGCUCAACCUCACCGACACGCAGGUCAAGACGUGGUACCAGAACAGAAGGACGAAGUGGAAGCGCCAGACGGCCGUGGGGCUCGAGCUGCUGGCCGAAGCAGGCAACUACGCCGCCCUUCAGAGGCUCUACGGUCCCGCUUACGGGUGGCCGUACCCGCCCCAGCCGUCCUCA
This is a messenger RNA of Penaeus monodon (black tiger shrimp), 867 nucleotides long. RefSeq names its product barH-like 1 homeobox protein. Gene Ontology annotation, biological process: regulation of DNA-templated transcription. The record is from RefSeq and is a predicted model, not a curated record. The annotation marks the transcript as partial. NCBI's taxonomy places the organism in Eukaryota, Metazoa, Arthropoda, Malacostraca, Decapoda, Penaeidae. Gene Ontology annotation, molecular function: DNA-binding transcription factor activity, RNA polymerase II-specific; DNA binding. The transcript has 5 exons.